Dioscorea cayenensis subsp. rotundata (Guinea yam) is the source of this 527-nucleotide messenger RNA. Its product is annotated as probable 2-oxoglutarate-dependent dioxygenase At3g111800. The record is from RefSeq and is a predicted model, not a curated record. The transcript is spliced from 2 exons. Bases 39 to 479 code for a protein of 146 amino acids. NCBI's taxonomy places the organism in Eukaryota, Viridiplantae, Streptophyta, Magnoliopsida, Dioscoreales, Dioscoreaceae.
UGCUCUUCUUUCUCUUGCCAUCUUGGUUGAGAUCAACGAUGGAUGCUCCGAGGAGCCAAGCGGUGAAGAGCGUGAGCACCGAGCGCAAGAUGGUCCAAGAGAGGUCGGAGGCCGGUGAAGCGCCACCCAUUGAGUAUAUAGUAAAAGAAUCCCAACGCCCACCCAAUGCUCCGCCGCCGCUGACCACUGCACUUCCCGUCGUCCAUCUCGGCCAGCCGGACGAGGCCGAGGAGAUCAAGGCCGCCCUUCAGUCCUGGGGCAUGUUUCAGGUUAUUGAUCAUGGCAUGCCACCAUCCUUUCUGGAUGAACUAAGAGUUGUUGCAAGAGCUUUCUUUAAACUUCCAGUGGAGGAGAAGCAAAAAUAUAGCAAUAUAAGAGAUGGAAAGUUUGGACUAGAGGGAUACGGAAAUGAUGAAGUUAUAGCAGAAGGCCAAAUCCUUGACUGGACUGACCGCCUUUUUUCUCUUAGUCCAACCUGAAGAUCAAAGGAAACUAGAACUUUGGCCAACAAAUCCAAAUUCUUUAAG